UAUAGUAGCUAGUGAAAGUGCAGGUUUGUUGCUGGCUUGAAGAUAGACCAAUCAGAGCUUGUAACGUCAUACUCAGAGUCUUCUAUCAUCCAAUCACUGUACUUUACAUACUAUAAAUAGCAGAGCUGCUCUCGGCUGUGCUUGCAUUACUGUUUGCUCUUGUGCUGUGUUUCCUUCUGUUAUGGCUCGCACUAAGCAGACUGCUCGGAAGUCUACGGGUGGCAAAGCGCCGCGCAAACAGCUGGCCACCAAGGCGGCUCGCAAGAGCGCUCCCGCCACCGGUGGCGUGAAAAAGCCUCACCGGUACCGCCCCGGCACCGUGGCUUUGCGCGAGAUCCGCCGUUAUCAGAAGUCCACAGAACUGCUGAUUCGUAAACUACCUUUCCAGCGCCUGGUGCGCGAGAUUGCGCAGGACUUUAAAACGGACCUGCGUUUCCAGAGUUCCGCUGUGAUGGCUCUGCAGGAGGCGUGUGAGGCCUACUUGGUAGGGCUGUUUGAAGACACCAAUCUGUGCGCCAUCCACGCCAAGCGCGUUACUAUCAUGCCCAAGGACAUCCAGCUCGCUCGCCGCAUCCGCGGAGAGCGGGCGUAAUUACUCUGGCAUCUUUCACUGCCCAAUCAAAGGCUCUUUUCAGAGCCACCACAUGCUCAAGUAAAGUAGCUGUAAGUAACCAACGUAGAGGAAAGGAAAUGUACUGGGGCCACUUUUCGGCUCACCACCAAAAGUUUAAAAGCCAUUCCAUUUUGGCCGGUCACGGUGGCUCGCGCCUGUAAUCCCGCACUUUAGGGCGCUGAGGCGGGCCGAUCACCCGAGGUCAGGAGAUCGGGAUUAGCCUCGCCAACAUAGCUAAACCCGGUCUC
Molecule: messenger RNA, 861 nt
Organism: Sapajus apella (tufted capuchin)
Lineage: Eukaryota; Metazoa; Chordata; Mammalia; Primates; Cebidae
Product: histone H3.1
Exons: 1
Coding region: 182-592 (136 amino acids)
Cellular component (GO): nucleosome
Molecular function (GO): structural constituent of chromatin; protein heterodimerization activity; DNA binding
Source: RefSeq, a predicted model, not a curated record